This is a messenger RNA of Mangifera indica (mango), 1029 nucleotides long. Its product is annotated as GDSL esterase/lipase At1g71691-like. The coding region runs from base 1 to 999 and encodes 332 amino acids. The transcript is spliced from 5 exons. The record is from RefSeq and is a predicted model, not a curated record. Gene Ontology annotation, molecular function: hydrolase activity, acting on ester bonds. Lineage: Eukaryota; Viridiplantae; Streptophyta; Magnoliopsida; Sapindales; Anacardiaceae.
AUGACGAAGGAUGAUGAAGCGUCGUCCUUCGUCUGUUCUUCCCGAUCUGAACGACAAAGGGUCAUCCUUCGUCGUCCUUUGCAGUCGAAUGCGUCGACCGUCGGUGGAUUAAUUAUAAUAAUAACCUCAUUUGUUUUAAUUGAUGUGUUAUGCAUUUAUUCAGCUGUGGAGCUGGGGCUUCCCUUGAUCCCUGCAUACUCUGAAGCUUCUGGAGAUCAAGUUCUUCAUGGAGUCAACUAUGCUUCUGCCGCCGCGGGCAUCCUUGACAUCACCGGAAGAAACUUUGUGGGCCGUAUACCGUUUAGUCAACAAAUAAGGAACUUCCAAAAUACUCUGGAUCAAAUUACUGGUAAUCUUGGGGCAACUGAUUUGUCCAAGGCUAUCGCAAGAUCUAUAUUCUUUGUAGGGAUGGGGAGCAAUGACUACUUGAACAACUAUCUCAUGCCAAAUUACAAUACCAAGAAUGAAUAUAAUGCUCAACAAUAUGCUGAUCUUUUGGUUGAACAAUACACCCGCCUGUACAAUCUGGACGCUCGGAAAUUUGUACUGGCUGUAUUAGGAAGAAUGGGCUGCAUGCCAAGCAUCUUGGCUCAAAACCAGCUUGAUACCUGCUCAGAAGAAGUUAACCAGCUUGUUUUACCUUUCAAUUCAAAUGUGAAGAUGAUGAUCAACAAUCUUAAUGCCAAUCUUCCAGGUUCAAAAUUCAUUUACAUCGAUAUCACUAGAAUGUUUGAAGAUCUGUUAGUCAACUACAGAUCCUAUGGGUUUAGUGUUAUAGAUCGAGGAUGUUGUGAGAUCGGGCGAAACAGAGGACAAAUUACGUGUCUUCCAUUCCAAACACCAUGUCCAAACAGAGAUCAGUAUGUGUUUUGGGAUGCAUUUCAUCCAACAGAAGCUGUCAACAUUUUAUUUGGAAAGAAGGCCUUCUCGGGCGACUUAAGCAACGUUUAUCCCAUGAACAUACAGCAACUUGCCAAUCUUGACAUUGGACCCAAUUAAUAAGAAAUAAGAAUGAGAGCCAUGCCCAUG